Messenger RNA from Fusarium musae, 849 nucleotides. RefSeq lists its product as uncharacterized. The transcript is spliced from 2 exons. NCBI's taxonomy places the organism in Eukaryota, Fungi, Ascomycota, Sordariomycetes, Hypocreales, Nectriaceae. The coding region runs from base 1 to 849 and encodes 282 amino acids. Gene Ontology annotation, molecular function: oxidoreductase activity. The record is from RefSeq and is a predicted model, not a curated record.
AUGGCCGAGAUACCCACUCAACCCCCGUCUCGUUCACUAAAAGACAAAGUCGCCAUCGUCACAGGCGCUGGCUGCUUUGGAGACGGUAUUGGCAAUGGUAGAGCCAUAUCGAUCAUGUUGGCCAACGAGGGCUGCAAUGUGAUAUGCCUUGAUAUGGAUCUAGAAUGGGCAACAAAGACGGCUGAUAUGGCCAACCAGAGCGCAGCUUCCAAGGCCAUACCGGCACAAGGAAAUGUCACAGAUGCAAGCGAUUGCGAAAAGGCCGUUGCCCUUGCAUUGAAGGAAUUUGGCCGUCUGGAUAUUCUCGUCAACAAUGUCGGCAUAGCUGGAGCUUCAGGGACAGCCGUUGAUGUGGAUAUGGCCAAGUGGACGAUGGGUCUUGAGGUUAACGUUUCAAGCAUGGUUUUGAUGGCAAAGUUCGCCAUACCAGCAAUGGCCAAGAAUGAUGGUGAGAUCAAAGGAUCCAUCGUCAAUAUGGGGAGUGUAGCCGGCUUAAAAGGCGGUACACCUCAUCUCUUGUAUCCAACUGCAAAGGGGGCUGUCGUCAAUAUGACGAGAGCCAUGGCGGCUCACCACGCCAAAGACGGCAUCAGAGUGAACUGUGUCUGUCCCGGAAUGCUUUAUACACCAAUGAUGUACGCAAAGGGUAUGUCAGAAGAAGCCAGGGAAGCGAGAAAAGCAAGGAGUUUACUUGGAACUGAGGGUACAGCUUGGGAUGCUGCAUGUGCUGUUGUGUUUCUGGCGAGUAACCAUGCAAGGUGGAUUACGGGAGCUAUUCUGCCAGUUGAUGCUGGGACAACCGCUGCUGUUGGAACUAGCUUGCCUGCUGGCGCAAGCGUUAAUGGUUGA